AUGUCGCGGGCACCACCUUUCCCUACGCGCCGCCGUUCUCCUUCGAUAUCAGGUGCUACCCCUUAUACUUCUCAGCCGUCCUCAGCGCCGGGGACUUCAACGCGGCCAUUGCAGAUCUCACGUCCUGGUUCAAGACCAACUACUCCAGUUGGCGCCCAGUCUGCUAUUUCCCCUUCUUCCUACGCUCCUCCUAACACCGCUCCUCUUGGCCCAUCCCGUCCUCACCGAUCUGAGCUCAGGGGCCGUGUCGAUUAUGCUGGUUCUGACCGUGGAUCUGUCGCUUCACAGGACCCCCACCGUGAUAGCACAGUCGGCAUGCCGUAUCGCAAUCUUCCCAACAAUGCCAACAAUGGCUCCACCAGGCAGCGGUCUCAACGCCUCAAAAGCCCUACCACAGACGGUGAACAAGAAACAACACCCACUUCUCUCACAUCUGCACUAUCUGCCUUCCAAUCUGCCGGUUCGCGAAGGCGCAUAACACCUGACGAAGACGAAGAUUAUCAGUACCGACGAGAGAGGGAACUCGAACUGGAAGCAGAAAUGGCGAGACAACAGCGAAUUCAGGAAAGGGCUCCGGGGUUACGCAGUAAAGGUAGCAAACGCGCGGGAGAAAUUGACGCGGUUCUUGAUCAAGUAAAGGAUGGCUGGGAAUUCGUAAUAGACCCUAACUUUAACAACGUAGACCUGGCGCUACAAUUGUUAGACGAGUCCUCCUUGGGAAAGGACAUGGAUUCCUUCCGGCGGACCAAAAAUAUGCUGUCUCGGGCUUUGAAAGGAUCCGUAGACAAACAUUAUCAGGCAUUUGCAGCCUCCUUACCCCAUCAUGCGUCUCUUCUCUCACAUUUGAGUGCUACUCAAACCGAGAUAUCGGCUGCGCGAACGGCGCUCACAGAAGCUAAGGAAGCUCUCGGCGGCAAACGAACGGACCUUAUACAACUAUGGAAUCGUGGCCAAACUUUGGAGGAGAUGAUCAAAAUUCUAGACCAAAUUGAACACUUGAAAACUGUGCCGGACCUAUUAGAAACACUGAUGUCUGAAAAGCGUCUGCUUCAGGCCUCCAUCCUCCUGGUACGAAGUCUCAAAGUCAUCAACAAACCAGAUAUGCACGAGAUUGGAGCCGUCUCGGACUUGCGAAGUUACCUCAACUCUCAAGAAACUGCACUACGGGAUAUCUUAGUUGAUGAACUCCAAAGUCAUCUAUAUCUCAAAUCGUUUUGGUGUGAAUCACGGUGGGCGGCAUACGUUCCGAACCAGCAAGGCUUCCCAAGGGUUGAGUUUGAAGUAGAAGAAACUGGUCCACAGGCAACAGACUCUGACGCCUCUCCGACCUUUCCAAAUUCCCGCCAAACCCGGUUGACUAGGUUUCUGAAUUACCUUGGCCUGCGGCCGAACGAACCUCCUUACGACCUCAAUGAAAGCAAUUUCCCCUCUGCGAAUGCCUCAACGUCGAUCAUACCAAUGGCCGCGACUAAUGCGAGCUCAUUCCUAUCAUCCAAUCCCAAUCCCGAAGCCGAUUCGUUUGCGUACAUGGAAACCUUGCUCGAGUCUCUUGCCGUGCUUGGCAAGCUCGGCAAUGCUCUUGACAGCGUUGCCCAGCGGCUUCCAAAUGAAAUAUUUGCCCUCGUGGAAACAACUUUGGACGAGGUCGAAGAAAGAGCAGAGUAUGGAAAGCGGAAAUCGUCAAUCAAUUCAACUGGUGGCUUGGGGCGGUCUGAUGGAGUCUACACAUUCGUCACUGGUCCAUCUUCUGCCGGCAACCCAGCUUCAAGGAUGAAGGCGCCCCUUCUCAAGGCUUCGACCCUACGGCUCUCCGUGCUGGAAUCCCUGGCUAAACGUGUUGACCACGAAAUCAUUAGAGAUCUUUUCUGGACGCUAUAUUCCAAACUGGAUGCUGUUGCACAGGGCUUGCGAGUCGUUACAGAGGUUGCAAACCGGAUUGGAUCAAGAAGGGACUACAAAGAUUCUUCUGGGACAAAGCCAGCAACGUUAUUCCCUUUGUCAGAGAUUUGGAAUCACGUCCAGGCUGAGGUUAGAACCUUGAUUCGAGAUUACCUUGUGGACGAACAACAAGGGUCCUCUGCGAGCAGAAACCCUAUAUCAUCUAUCAACGAGAUCCUUCGGGACGGAAAAUUCAACAAAGAACGGAUAAAACCCGUUUUCCGUUUCUCCGACACGGACAUGAAGGUGGCCAACAAAGCAUUACGGCCUCACGAGGAUGGUUUGACAAGAGUGUUGAAAGACACGAUGCCAGGUCUAGCACCAAGUGCUGCCAGCGAUACCGCCCAAACCAUUGUGAGCAGUGCCAUGGACGAUCGGUUACUAGGAACGGAUCAACACCAUCGUCUUUUGAUUCGCCCUGAUGCCUUCCAUGUCACGGUCCUGUUUCAGCCGACGCUCAGCUUCCUUCAACACGUCUCAGAAGUUUUGCCUUCAGGAAUUGAAGCGGCCCAAGCCUCGAGUGCUGUCUUGGAUGAGUUCGUCUUAAAAGUAUAUUUGCCUCAGCUCGAGGAGAAGGUUCUAGACCUAUUUCACGAUGCCGUCACUGGUCCUGAAGCAUUCCAACCUGACCUCCUCUCCUUGCGACUGUCGCACGAGCCACUUGCAAAAGCUAGCACACAUUUAAUGGCCUUGAUCAACUCUUUGUGCGCCAUGCACAGUACCAGCCCGUUCCAUCGAGAAAACUAUUCACGGCUGAUACUGGGCGUUGUUAUACAAUUCUACCAACGCUGCAGCGAUCGUUUCCAGGCAUUGACGACGGCAUCUCCAGUCGAAAUCGGGCACGAAGCGCGUGUAGCCAUAGCAGCGCAGUGGGCGCAAAGAUCAGAGCUUCAGCCUACUUUUAGUGAACUUAUCAAAAUACAGCCUAGCGACCAAGUGAAGUUGGAACAACUCCAUCGUCAAGAGGCCAACAUUGAAACGGAACUUCUGGGAAACAAGCAAGUCACUGGAGAAGAUCUUCUUGUUUCAACUAGGAAUCUUGCAGGCUUAGCGUCCCUCCAUCGUAGUGUGUCCUGGUUCUCAUCUGAGCUCAACGCUUUGAAAUCUAGACCAGAAGAGGCAAUGUCGGCCGUCAGCCCCAGCAAUCUGGAACCACUAAGUGGAAUGACACCAUUCACACCGCACUUGCCGUCAAUACCUCCCGAACCAAUAUUGGACCAACUGAGUCUAUCCCUUUCGAGAGAAAUGGCAUUGCGAUUCCAAGCGCUACUUAGGACAUAUGAUCAAUUAUCUAACCUCAUCCUAGACACAAUUCGAUUGGAUCUACGCUGUCGAACAAUUCACUACCUGGAUUCUGCUAUGCGUCACGGUACUUACGACUCGAGUUAUGAAGCCGUGGAGCCCGACCCUUAUAUCGUCGAUCUCAACACUCAACUAAUACAAUGCAACGAAUUCCUUUCAACCGGUCUACCAGAACGAGAGCGACAGUACAUUUUCUCUGGCCUAGGUCACCUCAUGGAACAUAUGUUGAUCAAAAGUGCACGACAUCUGCGCCGUCCGAAUGACUUUGGGAUCAAAAAGAUUAUGCGAAAUAUCCUUGCUUUGCAACAAGGGAUUAAGACCCUCACGCAGGAUCAGCAAGAUUCCGAGUUCGAAAGGGCGAAGUCGUAUUACUCCCUUUUCUUCAUCUCUCCACAGGAUAUGCUCAACGGAAUCCGACGAAAGCAAAUCUUCACCUUCGAUGAGUAUCAAGCCAUGCUCAACUUGCAAUGUGGAGUUGACCCCACCUUGGGGCCAGAUGCUGCAGGGAGGGCUGUUGACCGUAAUUAUAGCAUACUUCAGUGGGCGGAUUACUUUGAUACACAAGGCGUUUCUUACGCCUUCUAUUCCGCUGCUAACGUUGCCGCUCUUCAGCAAGCACGGAGAGAAGCCGCAGAAGUUGAUGAUGAUAAAUUGGGGCCUGAGCCGGACGAGGAGGAAGAGGCAGAUGCUGCGAUUGUGACCAACCCACCUCAAGAAGAAUCCGACCCGCAAGAACCAGCGUCAAUGGACGGUGAAGAGGAUGAGAAUCAAGAAGGGGAAGAUUACUUUUCCGCUGAAGAGGACUCUGAAGAAGAUCAGGAUCCUCGUUCCAAGAUUCUAACAGUACAGGAACUGGAAGACAUGUUCAUAACGCAAGCUCCUCAGUUGUCCGAAUUUGCGGACUCUACAGGGCAACCUCCUGCAAGGCUGGUAGUUGGACUCGUAGGGUACCCCAAUGUCGGGAAAUCGAGCACCAUCAACUCUCUUCUUGGAGAGAAGAAGGUCAGUGUAUCGUCUACACCAGGGAAAACGAAGCAUUUCCAGACAGUCCAUCUAUCUGAUUCUAUUAUGCUAUGCGAUUGUCCGGGGCUCGUUUUCCCUCAGUUUGCGACGACAAAGGCAGAUCUUGUUUGCGACGGCGUCCUCCUAAUUGAUCAGCUCCGGGAGUACACUGGACCAGUCUCGCUUCUCGUGAGACGGCUUCCUAAGCAAAUUCUUGAAAGCGCAUAUGGCUUAUCCAUCCGGACGUUUGAAGUUGAAGAAGGAGGGGAUGGAAGAGUAACGACAGAAAAUUUCCUUAUUGCAUAUGCUAUCGCCCGUGGCUACAUGCGCUCAGGCCAGGGAAACCCGGACGAAGCACGGGCUGCUCGAUACAUUCUGAAAGACUACGUGAAUGGGAAACUUCUCUUCUGCCAUCCACCUCCAGGAGUGCCCGAGGGCCAAUUCAAUGAAUCAACCUACAAGAACGCACUUGCCCGGUUGGCAGGGAAGAAGCAUGCGCCUGUGACACGGGUUGGCAAAGACUCGGACACUUAUGUUCCUCCCAACCGUCUCGAUUCCAAUGACACUAGUCGUACUGUGCAAGGACAAGGAGUGAAAUCCCGUUUGGUUGACCGGGCAUUUUUUGAAUCGAAUUCUGGUCUCCAUUCUCAGGCCUUCAUUCAAGAAAGUGGAAAAGAGUUCACUCGGACGAAGCUCUACCCGCACCAAAAUGCUGUCGCGCCUGAUGGAACAACCAUCAACGCAAAGCAAGCUCAGCUUCUUGCCCUCCUUCAGAAUACAGAGACUGGCAAGAAGCACAAGAAGAUGAAACGCGUGAAGCAGAGGAGUGGGAAGGGUUAUGAUAUUAACUGA
This is a messenger RNA of Cyclocybe aegerita, 5094 nucleotides long. The record is from the annotation of a GenBank genome assembly. NCBI's taxonomy places the organism in Eukaryota, Fungi, Basidiomycota, Agaricomycetes, Agaricales, Hemipholiotaceae.